AAACGCUUUCAAGUGGGGUGAAUUCACUCCAGUAGUGACCAUUUGAAGGGCUUUUUAGAGUUAGAUUUCCGUGAAAUGGACAAUUAUUAAAAUUUAAAUAGUAAUUUUAUUAAAAAACUUGGUCAAGUAUCAAGAAAAUAGAAUAAAAGUUAAAAAUGAGUGACUUAAAUUAUCAUAUUGUUUAUCGGCCAAACCCCAAUGCGGCAAACAGUGACAAGAAUGUAUCAAUUAAGGGCGAUAUUUACGAUACCGAUAAAAAGAAUGUAGCUGAGUUAAGCAGAGAUGAUUUUGUAUUUAUUUAUGAAGAUAAUAAAAAACCAGUUAUUGUUUUGCUAGGAUGGGCUGGUUGUCAGGAUAAAUAUUUAGCCAAGUACAGUGCCAUUUACGAAGAAAGAAGUUUUAUAACUCUGAGGUGCACUGCGCCAGUUGAAUAUUUAUUUCUGCGACACGACAAGUUGCCGAGUAUUGGAAGAAAAUUGUUAAAUAUUAUUAAAGAGCGUAAUUUAGAUGAGCAUCCUAUUAUUUUUCAUGUUUUUAGUAAUGGAGGAGCUUAUCUCUACCAACAUGUUAGCUUAGCGAUGGAUCAGAUUAAUAAUAAUAUUAAGGUAAAAGGUGUAAUAUUUGACAGCGCACCAGGUGAAAGAAGAAUAACUUCAUUGUUUAAAGCUAUAAGUGCGAUAAUGGGAGGAAACCCGGUAGUUAAUAUCCCAUUUUCAUUUUUUAUUACUGUAUUUUUGUCAUUACUUUGGAUAUGUGAAACAAUAAGUAAUUCUUUGGGGAUAACAAAUUUACCAUCAGCUUCAAAUCCGUAUACUUUAAUAAACGAACCAAACAAUUGGCCACAACUUUUCCUCUACUCAAACGCUGAUACGUUAAUACCUGCAGCGGACGUUGAAAAAUUUGCAAACCACCGUGCAAAGCGUGGAGUUGAAGUUAAACUAGUUCUAUUUACGGAUUCACCACAUGUUAAGCAUUACGCAAUCUACCGUGAUGUUUACAUAAACACCGUGUGUAAUUUUAUCAAUGAUUGUUCAUCUGAAAAAUUAAACCCCGCUAAAAAUGACACUGAAUAUAAUCCUACUAGCAACGAUAGUUUGUUGGGUUAUGAAAAUUCAUUUUUAAAAAUUACCAAACAGGUUAUAUUGCCGAUCGAAGCGACAGCAAAUAAAUAAUUAAAUAAUCUAACCUAAUAAUAAUAAUAAACAAAGUUGAAGAAAUCGAAAUUAGUGUGACUUUCUUUGUUUAUAAUCAAGCUGGUUUUGAUUAUUUACUGUUAAUUAAUUAUUCAACUGUAUUAAUAAAUUAUAAUAAAGACUGAUUUGAGAAACUUA
Messenger RNA from Cotesia glomerata, 1331 nucleotides. Its product is annotated as transmembrane protein 53. NCBI's taxonomy places the organism in Eukaryota, Metazoa, Arthropoda, Insecta, Hymenoptera, Braconidae. The record is from RefSeq and is a predicted model, not a curated record. The transcript is spliced from 5 exons. Bases 156 to 1172 code for a protein of 338 amino acids.